Ceratitis capitata (Mediterranean fruit fly) is the source of this 2720-nucleotide messenger RNA. RefSeq names its product cell death abnormality protein 1. Lineage: Eukaryota; Metazoa; Arthropoda; Insecta; Diptera; Tephritidae. The transcript is spliced from 3 exons. The record is from RefSeq and is a predicted model, not a curated record. The coding region runs from base 74 to 2596 and encodes 840 amino acids.
UUAGUAAAAGGAACGUUAAAUAAAUUUAAUAAAAAUAAUUUACAUUAAAUAUUUUGUUCAACUGGACAACGAAAUGACGCCUCUCCGCCUGCUCCUCGUAUGCGGUCUACUUGCCGCCGCACCACUUUCGCUGGACGCCGCACUGCUCACUUGCAACAUUCAACUGGUGAAUGGUGAGAUCAAGAAGGUUUGCCGUCAACUCAAGUGUCCCGUUAGCUGCACGAAUGGCGUCUGCAGCAUGCAGUUACAGCGCUGCAUUUGCAAUGAGGGUUAUGAAUUUGUGAAUGGACUAUGUGUACCCGUUUGUGAGCCGGCGUGUCAGGAUAAUUGGCACUGCACUGCGCCGAACAUCUGUCGAUGCGAAGAUGGCUAUGUCCUGCUGGACAAUCAAUGUCAAGCGCUAUGUAGACCAGCCUGCGCCGAGUCACAGUACUGUGUUGCGCCAAAUACUUGCGCCUGUUUAGACGGUUACCGCAAUACAACAACGACCAGUGACGGCUGCGAGCCCAUUUGCCCGGAGGGCUGUGGCGAACAUAGUCGCUGUAAGGCACCAAAUCAAUGCGUGUGCGAUGAGGGCUACGCUCUACAGGCGGAUGGUAAAUGUGGACCCGUUUGUGAACCCGAAUUAUGUGCGCAUGCCGAUUGCAUUGAACCUUAUAAGUGUAUUUGUCAUGCUGGUUAUUAUCUUCACUUUGAGUCGGGCGUUUGUAAACCGCUAACUACAGAUAUGCCAGUAACGGGUGAUGACGAUAUGUCACAGCUAAUCGAUGUGCGUUUUGGUGGCGACCCUCUGUUUCACAUAUUAGCUAAAUUGAUCUUAGACCCUAAAAUGGUGACGCCGCACAUUGAGGAAAGUGGAUUUUUCAAAAUCUUCGAUUCGAAACUCAAGAUGAAAAUCGUCAUUAUACAAAUCGUUAUUUACACCUUCCUCCUAAUCAAUAUCAGUAAGGCUAAGGAACUCAACUGUAAAGUUCUAAUGUUGAGAGGAAAACCUCAGAAGGUUUGCCAAACCUGUGACAUGGGUUACGUGGCAACCAAGGAUGGUUGUUCUCCAAUUUGCGCCAAACGAUGCGACACGAAUGAACAUUGCUCGGCUCCAAAUGUCUGUAAGUGCAAUAUGGGAUAUACGAGAGAUUUGAGAGGCAAGUGCUCUCCCAUCUGCAACAAAACUUGCGAUGAAGCCAGUUAUUGCUCAAAGCCCGACGUGUGUGCCUGCCGGAAGGGUUAUGUCGAAACAAACUACGGUUGCUCUCCAAUUUGCGUACAACCUUGUGGUGAGAAUGAGUACUGCGCUGGACCUGAUAACUGUAGCUGCAAUGCGGGUUAUUCCAGAAAUAUUACAGGAAAAUGUGUCCCGCUUUGUAAUCCCGAUUGCGAUGAGACAAGUUAUUGCUCAAAGCCCGACAUGUGUGCCUGCCGUAAAGGUUACGCAGAAACCAACGUUGGCUGCUCUCCUAUUUGCACGAACGUAUGUGGUGAGAACGAAUAUUGCUCCGCUCCGAAUAACUGUACCUGUAAAGAUGGUUUCGCUAAGGAUUUUAACGGAAAGUGCUCGCCCAUUUGCGAUCGAGCUUGCGACGAAGUCAGCUUUUGCUCGGCGCCCAAUAAAUGUACCUGUAAAACCGGGUAUGAACGAACAAAAGAUGUUUGCUCACCAAUUUGCGCUCAAGCAUGUGUUAACGGCCGUUGUGUUGCACCUAAUAAAUGCCUUUGCAAUAUGGGUUAUCAGCAUGUGAACGAACAUGAUUACAACUGUCAACCCGAAUGUGAUAUUAAUAUUUGUGGUAAUGCAACUUGUUCACAACCGAACGUUUGUGAGUGCCCCAAGGGAUAUGAGCGCAUCAAUGGUACCAGGGACUGUCUACCUGCAUGUACGGCAGGUUGUGGGCCGUAUGGUAUUUGUGUAGAAUCAGAGCGUUGUGAUUGCGUUGAAGGUUACCGACGUAGUGGAGAUCUGUGUGUACCCCAAUGCAAACACGGCUGCGGGAAUAACGAACGUUGCGUUCAACCGGAUGUGUGCCAAUGCAUGGAUGGUUACGAAAACAAACCUCUUCGGCACUACGAUCAUAGGUGUCAACCAAUGUGCGAACCCUCGUGUCCGCUUAAUGCUUACUGUGCCGCACCGAAUGACUGCAUCUGCUAUGCCGGCUACACAUUAGUGGACAGAGUUUGUGUACCGCGUUGCAAAGAUCAGUGCGGCGCAGACAGUAGUUGUAUUGCACCCAAUCAAUGCCAUUGCAAUAGGGGCUUCUUGGAACAAGACGGUAAAUGUGUAAGUUCAGCGGAGUUGAGAUCCUGCAUGAAGGAGGUGCUCUUUAUCAAAGUGCCUGUUUCCUGUGAAACCGGCUCAUUUAUUAUAUAUCUAAUAUACGCUGGGCUUAUUGGCAUACUGUUAUUAUGUGGUUUUAUCACCUAUAAAAGUAUUCUGCAUUUACGUAGGAGAUCUUCAAAAAGUUUUAGGCCGCCGCCAGAGAAUUUUAUAGUCACUUAUCAACCUCGUAGCCGGGAUGACGAAAUUGGGGAUGCAGAUUGCGAAGUGGCGAGUCCAAGCUAUAGUCAACCGCCUGCUUACAACUCGCUGACCAGAAAAUGUUAAAAACUAAUGACUAAUAUUCGUUUAUUUUAGGAAUGUAAAAUAUUAUUAUUACCAAAGUAGCUUUAAUCAUUCAACCUCACACUUAAUGAAACCAUUAAAAAAAUAAAAUUAAUUAUGAAUAAAG